Messenger RNA from Aureobasidium pullulans EXF-150, 821 nucleotides. RefSeq lists its product as uncharacterized. NCBI's taxonomy places the organism in Eukaryota, Fungi, Ascomycota, Dothideomycetes, Dothideales, Saccotheciaceae. The coding region runs from base 162 to 674 and encodes 170 amino acids. The transcript is spliced from 2 exons. The record is from RefSeq and is a predicted model, not a curated record.
CACCCAUCUCGCUUGUUGCAUUGGCAAUAAUCUGACUACCGCUACGGGGAAGAUCAAUCAACUGAUUUAGCAUCGAAGCUAUUCAAAGAGUUGUGCUUUCGACCAAUAGCAGAACAGGAAACAAACAAAUAUUGUUGACCGCAUCGGUCGUGUUUGAAUCAAUGUUGUCGUUUGUCUCGACUACGCUGAGGCCAAAGGUCCCUGCACCUCUGCUGUUUUCUAAAAUGCAACAACUGUCUACAUCACCCGAGGACCCUGCAAAGCGAAGAGAGGCGUUAAGCACCCGCAAUGAAGUGCAGAGACAACGAUACGCCAGUGAUCCAGAAUACCGAGAACGCCUGCUGGCAGCUUCGCGCAAACACCGGAAUGAAUUCAAUUUGGAGCGCUACCAUAGAAUCAAGGACUCGAGGAAAAGGCGCUGGCAACAGAUUUCCGAAGAUUCUAAACGUUUGGAGGAGUAUUACAAACGUUAUAAUGCCUACCAAGCGAAGAGAAAGAUUGAAGAACCACGAUUUCUCUUAUCUGACAGGCUGCACAAGUGGACUUUGGGGCUUAAAGACCGGAAGGACGGUGUGCAAUGGCGUUCCCACGAGCCCAUCUUCUACAAGGAGAAGGAACCACACGACUGUCAAUAUUGCUCGACCCGCCGGGGUGGUGCCAAGUUGUGUAAGUGACAAAAGAUGAAACCACAAAAACGAUACAUCCAGUUCUGCAUGAAUGCUCAUUCAAGGACGGCACAACACAUCCAAGUGUGGUGAACCAAUCAAUUGACCAAGUGCUCAUCCAUUUCACCUGAUAACUUGCUAACAAUUCCUCUCUCU